This is a messenger RNA of Hordeum vulgare subsp. vulgare (domesticated barley), 1365 nucleotides long. RefSeq names its product UDP-glycosyltransferase 91D2-like. The transcript has a single exon. The coding region runs from base 37 to 1308 and encodes 423 amino acids. NCBI's taxonomy places the organism in Eukaryota, Viridiplantae, Streptophyta, Magnoliopsida, Poales, Poaceae. The record is from RefSeq and is a predicted model, not a curated record. Gene Ontology annotation, molecular function: UDP-glycosyltransferase activity.
GACGCGGCCGACUCAUCGUCCUCGCAGUCGCCGGCGAUGCACAUCGUGCUCUUCCCGUGGCUCGCAUUCGGCCACAUGAUCGCCUUCCUCGAGCUUGCCGAGCGGGUGGCGGCCCGCGGGCACCGCGUCUCCUUCAUCUCCACGCCGCGCAACAUCAGCCGGCUCCCGCCUGCAGUCGGCGUCCGCUUCGUGGCCUUGCCGAUUCCCCAUGUGGACGGCCUCCCCGAGGGAGCAGAGGCCACCACUGACCUCCCGUCAGGCGACAAGACCACUGAGCUCCUAAUGAAGGCCUGCGAUGGUCUCGUGGGGCCGUUCUCCGCCUUUCUUGACGACGACGGCAACAAGGCAGACUGGCUGGUCGUCGACAGCUUCCACUACCUAGCAGCAGCUGCCGCGGUCGAGCGAGGCGUGCCGUCGGCGAUGUUCCUCAUGUUCGCCUCCGCGUCGACGGCGCUCUGGGGUUUGCCGCGUGUGUCCACGGACGUGGACCCGGAGGUGGGAGCCACGGUACCACAACGCUUCUUGUUAACCUACCAGGCCUGCAAGAUGGUGGCCCAGCGGUGCUGCAUGGAGUUUGAUCCCGAUGGUGUGCGUCUCCUGCCGAGCAUCUUCGGCGUCGGCGGCAAGACGUUCGUCCCCGUCGGCCUGCUGCCGCCGCCUCAGAGGGCCAACGUGGGAGUGGGAGGUGAGGAGGUGGUGUCAUGGCUCGACGGACGGCCGGCGAAAUCUGUGAUCUACGUCGCGCUGGGAAGCGAAGCGCCGCUGACCGUGGAGCUGGUGCACGAGCUAGCCAUGGGCCUGGAGCUGGCCGGGUCGCCAUUCCUCCUGGCUCUGAGGAGGCUCGACGGCGUACCGGACCAAGACAUCCUUCCUCGGGGUUUCCAGGAGCGCACCAAGAGCCGCGGCCUCGUGGCAAUGGGGUUGGUGCCGCAGAGCAGGGUGCUAGGGCACGGCUCUGUGGGCGCCUUCCUCACGCACUGCGGGCCAGCCUCCGUCAUCGAGGGACUGCAGUUUGGGCAUCCUCUCGUCAUGCUUCCCUUCUUCGGAGACCAGCGAACCAUUGCUCAUUUCAUGGAGGAGAAGAAGCAGGUUGGAAUGCAGGUGCCAAGGAAAGGCAAGGACGCCUCGUCUUUUGACCGACAAGGCAUCGCCUCCACCAUCCACGCUGUGGUUGUGGAGGAACAAGGUAGAUGUCUAUUCACCGCCAAUGCCAAGAAACUGCAAAACAUUAUCACCGACACGGCAUGCCACGAGAGGUGCAUCGAUGACUUCCUUCACCACCUCACACUCCAUCACCACCACCAGUGACCUUUUUCUACGUCGCGUCGUCCCCGAAUCAUGCAUGGUCAUAUGGGUAUUUUCUAC